This is a messenger RNA of Hippocampus comes (tiger tail seahorse), 3441 nucleotides long. It is a transcript of the gene acad11, whose product is annotated as acyl-CoA dehydrogenase family, member 11. Gene Ontology annotation, cellular component: mitochondrion; cytoplasm. The coding region runs from base 222 to 2309 and encodes 695 amino acids. Lineage: Eukaryota; Metazoa; Chordata; Actinopteri; Syngnathiformes; Syngnathidae. Gene Ontology annotation, biological process: fatty acid beta-oxidation using acyl-CoA dehydrogenase. The record is from RefSeq and is a predicted model, not a curated record. Gene Ontology annotation, molecular function: acyl-CoA dehydrogenase activity; flavin adenine dinucleotide binding. The transcript is spliced from 20 exons.
ACACAUGACGCGUAUUUAUCUAUUUUGUUGGAAAUAAAACUACAUUAAUCUUCAAUUAUUACUUUGAGUAUAAACUAUUUUUAAAAACAUUUUUCCCCCCAGUUUGUGUGUUUGAGUCGAAUGUGCGGCGCAGCAAAUCACCCGACCAAGCCAGCGAGCUUGUUGACGAGCAACUUCUAGAAAAUAAUUAAUCCACUUUCUAAUAAUUUAAAGACUAAAACAUGGGCGAAAGGACGACUCCGGUACGACCGCAGCAUCAAUUCGACGAGGAUAGACUUAAAGAGUAUCUGUCUGCGAAGUCGUUCGUGUCAAACGACGACACGCUCGUUGUCAGACAGUACAGUGCGGGGCAGUCCAAUCCAACUUUCCUGAUUCAGACACCUUCCAAAAGUUAUGUUUUGAGGAAGAAGCCACCUGGUGCGUUGUUACCAGGUGCCCACAAGGUGGACAGGGAAUAUCGUGUUCAGAAGGCCUUGCAUUCCUCUGGAUUCCCUGUGCCUCGGCCCCUCCUGCACUGUACCGACAUCGACGUCAUCGGAACAGAAUUCUACCUGAUGGAGCACAUUGUGGGACGCAUAUUUUGGGACCUUCGUCUGCCCGGAGUGAUCCCGGCAGAGAGGGCGGCUCUGUACGUGGCAGCAGUGGAAGUUUUGGCCAAACUGCAUUCAUUGGACCUGGCAUCACUAAAGCUGGAUGGUUAUGGAAAAGGAAUAGGAUACUGUAGGAGACAGGUGUCCACAUGGACCAAACAGUACACGGCGUCAUCCCACAGAGACAUCCCUGCCAUGAAUGAGCUCUCCGCGUGGUUGAUGAGCACUCUGCCCGCCGCAGGUAUUCCCACAGUGGACGACCUGAUUUCCGUUUACAGACGCUGCCGUGGGAUCCCGUCCACUUUGCCGAGCUUAAAUUUCUACUUGGCGCUCUCCUUGUUCAAGAUGGCAGGAAUCGCUCAGGGUGUUCAUGCACGCCACCUACUGGGCAACGCCAGCGCUCCAAAUGCUGCCGAGUUAGGACAGUGCGUCGAGCCCUUGGCUGUGCUCGCCCUGCAGCUGGCGCAGAGGCCUCCGGCGGCUAAGCAGGAAGCCGGGCUCUUUCUGCAGACGGCCAAGGGCCGGGCGGUGCUCCGGCAGGUGAAGGACUUCAUGAGACAACACGUGCUUCCUGUGCAGAAGGAAGUCACGGAGUACUACAUCAAAUACGCUCACUCGCCCCUGAGAUGGAACACCCCCCAAAUAAUAGACGAUCUAAAGGUGAAAGCUCGAGAAGCAGGAUUAUGGAACCUCUUCCUGCCGGCGGCGAGCGGCCUAACUCAGUUGGACUAUGCUUACAUCGCCGAGGAGACCGGACGCUGCCUCUUUGCUCCGGAAGUCUUUAACUGCCAGGCGCCGGACACGGGCAACAUGGAGGUGCUGCACAUGUUUGGCAGCGAGGAACAAAAGAAGAUGUGGCUGGAGCCUCUGCUCAGAGGAGAGAUGCGCUCGUGUUUCUGCAUGACAGAGCCCGACGUGGCGUCCAGCGACGCGACCAACAUGGCCUGCAGUCUCCACCGAGAGGAGGACCAGUUUAUCAUCAACGGAAAGAAGUGGUGGAGCAGCGGCGCAGGGCAUCCCCGAUGUAAAGUGGCCAUUGUGAUGUGUAGGAGCGCCCCCGAGGAUGCCAGAAGCAGACAUGCCAGACACAGCAUGAUCCUGGUGCCAAUGGAUACGGCGGGCGUCAAAUUGAUCAGGCCCCUCACCGUGUUUGGACAAGACGACGCCAUCCAUGGCGGCCACUUUGAAGUGCACUUCGAAAACGUGCGUGUCCCUGCCUCCAACAUCCUUCUCGGCGAAGGGCGAGGCUUUGAGAUCGCUCAGGGCCGUCUGGGUCCGGGCCGGCUGCAUCACUGCAUGAGAGCCGUGGGCCUGGCUGAGAUGGCGCUGGAGCUGCUCUGCCGGCGUGCCGCCUCCAGGGAAGCCUUUGGCAAAAAGCUCUACCAACACGAGGUGGUCGCUCACUGGAUUGCAGAGUGCCGACUCACGAUUGAGCAAACCCGCCUGCUCAUACUUGGCGCCGCCCACGUGCUCGAUACGCUCGGCAGCCGCACCGCUCGCAAGCAGAUCGCACUGAUCAAGGUGGCAGCGGCCAGGAUGGCGUGCAAAGUGGUGGACUGUGCCAUCCAAGUCUUCGGAGGUGCCGGCGUCUCUGGAGACUUCCCUCUGGCGCACAUGUAUUCUUAUGCAAGAACGCUGCGAAUCGCUGAUGGACCCGAUGAGGUGCACUUGUCCACCAUCGCCCGUUUGGAGCUAAGGGAUCAACUCGCCAAACUGUGAUGUCAUCAUCACGUGACUUGCAACCGAUCGUCGCAAGCACAAGAGGUCCGGCAGUGUUUGCUUUCCCGUCACAUUUGGAUUCCGGUACAAUGCCGUAAAAAGACGGAAUCGAAUUUAUGGUGUGUUAAUUAAAUAUCGCAAGGCUUUCUUAAUUCCAAUCUUGCAAAAAAACAGUGUUUUCCCGGCUAACUUCCAUUUCGGGUAGUCUGACAGUGGGGGCGUGUCAGGGAAAAUAUUUACUUUUUCACGACUUGUAUACAAUUGACUGAUAUCGCAGGAGUGCCAGCCGCAGCCAGAGUGAAAUGAACCCUUUCAGGGACAGCGGUUACUCCAGUGGACAUUUUAUCAUGUUAUCAGAUUACAGUGCAUGAAAGGGUUAAAAUGUGUAUGCAACUUCCUUUGCAUGGUAUUUGACCAUUCAAAAUAAAUAAAGGGCUAAAUGUGUGCGUGCACCUUUCCAGAAACAUUUCGGAGACAAGAGAAUUUGUAUUGGACUUAACGUUCUUUCUUUUUGUUUAUUUCUGCGACAUCGUGUGAGAGGCUUCGUCACGCAACAGGAAGUGGCGAGCGGUGACACCCGAAACUGUUAGCAAGAAGGCCUUACUCUAGCUGGGCGUGGUCCUGGAGUUCAGUGUUGAGGGUCUCUGGCAGCAGCAGACACAGGCCCACCGCACUAAAUGCCACGAUGCCGUACACUAGCAUGGGGAGGCUGUGGUGGUACACGCUCAGGAGUUUGAUCAGGGGGGCCAGGAUGCCUCCCAGCCGGCACCACAUGGUGUUGAGACCCAUGCCACUCUGCCUGCCCACACGCAAACGGCAAGCAUGACUUACUGUGGAUUUGUUUUUUGGGAUUUUUUUUUUCAUCACGUUUUUACAUCUGACAUGAGAAUGUCUUUUGGCGUCAUUACUGUAAUCACGGUUGAUGCUAGGUCUCAAUUUAUAUUGAUUUGUUUGAGGCCUGCGCUAAUUCUGAUGUGUAUCAGAACAAGAUUCCGAUAACUCCGAAAUGUAAUAGAUAGAUAUAUAAUGAAUAAAAUCAUGUAUUCUUGAGUCCCUAACGCUUAAAAAAAAUAUAAAAAUGAGUGACAGGGGGAUACAGUUUUCUGAUACGUCAUCCCUGAGUAUUUGUUUA